This is a messenger RNA of Conger conger (European conger), 2026 nucleotides long. RefSeq names its product organic cation/carnitine transporter 2-like. The transcript has 10 exons. Lineage: Eukaryota; Metazoa; Chordata; Actinopteri; Anguilliformes; Congridae. Gene Ontology annotation, cellular component: membrane. Gene Ontology annotation, biological process: transmembrane transport. Gene Ontology annotation, molecular function: transmembrane transporter activity. The record is from RefSeq and is a predicted model, not a curated record. The coding region runs from base 1 to 1620 and encodes 539 amino acids.
AUGAACGCGACAGACUAUGACGACGUUACCAAAUUUCUGGGAGAAUGGGGACCUUUUCAAAAACGGUUUGGGUUACUCCUCUGUUUAUGCGUAGUUCCUGUCGGCUUGGCAUGUUUCUCCAUCAUAUUCCUCGCUGCCACCCCACCGCACCACUGCGCGAUACCACCAAACGCCAAUAUUAGCGCCGAAUGGAGAAACUAUUCUAUUCCACUGGAAGAAGAUGAUGGGGAGAUGCGAUACAGCCAAUGCACCCGAUACAAACUGGACGUAAUAAAGCGUCUUUCAGACAACGGAUCCGUGCCUGGAAUCGACGUGAAUGUUAGUGAAAUAGAACAAGAAAGCUGUAAGGAUGGGUGGGAAUACGACAGAUCAAUUUACGUUUCGACCAUCGUAUCUGAGUGGGAUCUGGUGUGCAGUGAUGCAUGGAAGGCCCCCAUGACCUCUUCUGUGUAUUUCUGUGGUCUGUUAACUGGAUCCUUCACUUCGGGACAACUGUCUGACCGGUUUGGGAGGAAAAUCACUCUAUUUGUGACAAUCGGAGUUCAGAUUUUGUUCAUAUGCGUCCAGAUUUUCUCCACAUCCUGGCCCAUGUUCUUAGCUCUUUCCUUUGUAAUUGGGAUAGCUGAAAUUUCUACCUAUUUGACAACAUUUGUCCUAGGAACAGAAGUCUUGACUCCACGCAUUCGGAUCAUAUUCUGCUCUGUGGGAGUGUCCGCUUUUUUUGCCGUUGGCUACAUGUUGCUUCCCCUGACGGCCUUCUUCAUCAGAGACUGGAGAAUGCUGCUGAUCGCUGUGGCUGUGCCUGGAGUUGUCUACGUUCCCCUUUGGAGGUUGAUCUCGGAGUCCCCCCGAUGGCUUCUCUCUCAGGGCCGGGUGGAGGAGGCAGAGGCCAUUUUGAGAGGUGCUGCCAAGAAGAACGGAGUCAAAGCCCCGGAGGUCAUCUUUCAACCGCUCCAGGUGGAAAAUGAGGAGAAAGUGAACCACCACAGCAUCUGUGAUCUCGUGAAGUUCGACAACAUCCGCUGGAUCACGAUCAUACUGAGCUUUGCAUGGAUCACAAUCUCCAUUGGGUACUUCUCCUUAUCGUUGAACACCUCCAAUCUGCUUGGGGACCCCUUUGUGAACUGUUUCCUGUCGGCGGCUGUUGAAGUUCCGGGCUACAUUUUGUCCUGGCCCCUACUUCGCUCGUUCCCAAGGCGACUGUCCAUCUUUCCCAUGCUGAUCAUCUGUGGAGUUUCCCUGCUGUUCACCCAGCUCAUACCAAGAGAGCUGAGUUCAGUGUCUAUCGCGCUGAAGAUGAUGGGGAAAUUUGGAUUCUCGUUGUCCUUCACUCUGGUGUAUGCCUACACGGCUGAGGUGUACCCCACCGUCCUGAGGAACACCGCAGUGGGCACCUGCUCCUGCAUUUCUCAACUGGGCAACAUCGCUGCACCUUACCUCGUCUACCUGGGAAUCUAUUCCAAGUCCACGCCGUACGUGUUAAUGGGGAGCCUCUGUAUUUUGGGGGGGUUGCUUGGCUUCCUGCUUCCUGAGACCUAUGGUUUGCCCCUGCCUGAGACCAUCGAUGACAUGCAGACUAUUCAAAGGUGUAAAAAGCGACAAACAUCAUUUAUCAUUUAACCAGGGAUUCUACAGCCAUGGAGGUGUCUUAAUGCUUUAAUGACUAGGUUACACUACGAUAUUGGAAGUUGGGUUUAUAUAAACAUUGAGGUCCUGUAUUACUUCUUAAACAUGUAAGGUGUGCACCAUUGUUAUCGGUAAUAAUUGUUGUCCUAGUAUGUGCAUAUAUAAUUUAUUAUGAUUAUAUUUUUAACAGUCGCACUUCUACUUUGAGGAGUGCCUAAAAUCGUGAAAUCAGAACAGAUUCACCUGUGUGAAAUGUGUCAGGCAGUCCUUUGGUCUAUGGUAUCCCUGUGGCAGGCGAACCCACCUCCCUACUUUUUGGGGGUUCACGCCUGGGUUUUGCCCUGGAAAGUGUCUUUUUGGGGCUUCACACCUGGGUUUUGUCCUGGAAAGUGUCUUUUCG